UCUUUCAAUCCAAAGGGAUGGAAAUAACCACCACUGUAGUAAACAAUUCUUUAUCAUUCAAUGACAGUUGCAGCGACAUUAUGAUGGGGAGGAACAACACUCUCGAUCUUUUCCACCUUAUUAUUUUCUUAUUCAUUUUACUUUUUGGAACAAUAUUUAAUUCUACUGGCAUCUCGGUUUUUUACUUCAAGAUGAAGACUUACACAGAGACAAGAGUGUUCAUAAUGAGCCUAUUACUUAGUGACUUUUGCUUGCUCUUCACCAUUCCCUUUCGCAUUUUCUUCCUUAUAAACAAAUAUGGUUAUGGCCAGUCUAUAUGCCAAACAGUGCUCUUUUCAUACUUCCUGAACUUGUACUCAAGCAUAGCCAUCAUCACAUUAAUCUCAGUUGACAGAUACCUGGCCAUAAAAUUUCCGCUAAAAUCGAGAAUUCUGCGUUCUCCUACAAAGGCUGCAGUGGCUUGUGGAAUUGUGUGGUUGCUGCUUUGUGCCUCACAAUUUGGUAUAGUCUAUUCAGGAGAUUUAGAAUUUGUGCCAGGUUUCUGCUUUCAGAAAGUCAUUAAAAGACCCCUAAAGAGAAGCCUGUACUUAAGUAUCCUGGGAUUUUACAUCCCUCUGCCCAUAGUGAUUUUCUGCUCAGUGGAAAUCAUCAGGACCCUAAAGAAAAAAAGCACAACCACUGUGUACGAACAACAGUGCAUUAAAAAAUCCAUAUACUUAGUGUUGACCAAUUUGAUAGUUUUUAUUGUGUGUUUUCUGCCUCUCCAAAUUGGAAAUGUUGCAAGAUUUGUCAUAGAGUACUUAAAAUUAGAUUGUACACACAUAAAGAAUAUUAAUGACUUUGUAUAUGCUGUUCAACCUGUUGCAGAUCUGAACUGUUGCCUUGAUGCAAUCUAUUAUUAUUUGGUAGCAACAGAAUUCUCUGGAAAACUAUCAAAUUCAAAACAAGUCAGUAUCACAAAUCCUUUAAAGGAACAAACUCAAGAGACACAUAUGUAGGUUGGGAAGUGCCCCCUACUGCUCCUUGUGAAAUGACAUAAACUGUAUGCAACUGGAUAUCGUUGUUGGAUGUAUUAAUGUUGCUUUAUAUUUAAUAAUAUUCCAGUUCUUGACGUUCUCUUGUUUGAAUGCAAAGAAGACUGCUGAGUUCAGAAAAGAAAACAGAUUCUAUAUUGCACAGUUUUAAUGAUCAUGCUAAACAAACCAACCAAGAAAACAAAAAACAUCAUUGUUUACCAGAAUGCAGUUUCAAAACCUCAAUGAAUUUCUUCACUGCAUUUGUUCAGGCCUUCCA
Messenger RNA from Bombina bombina (fire-bellied toad), 1293 nucleotides. Its product is annotated as G-protein coupled receptor 35. The record is from RefSeq and is a predicted model, not a curated record. Gene Ontology annotation, molecular function: G protein-coupled receptor activity. Gene Ontology annotation, cellular component: membrane. Gene Ontology annotation, biological process: phospholipase C-activating G protein-coupled receptor signaling pathway; positive regulation of Rho protein signal transduction. Lineage: Eukaryota; Metazoa; Chordata; Amphibia; Anura; Bombinatoridae. The coding region runs from base 18 to 998 and encodes 326 amino acids. The transcript is spliced from 2 exons.